Linum trigynum is the source of this 4190-nucleotide messenger RNA. Lineage: Eukaryota; Viridiplantae; Streptophyta; Magnoliopsida; Malpighiales; Linaceae. The record is from the annotation of a GenBank genome assembly.
CGCAUAUUCGAUUUGUAAACUUGUUCUUGAUGUAACCCAAAGCUGAAAGACUCUUUCAACACUUGUCGUACGAUCAUAAAAUCAAUACAAAUUAAGGGUAGUUUGAAAUUAAUUUAAUUGUUAGAUUUUUAAAAUAAUUAGAGAUAGGGAAUGUCACUUUAUUAUUACACAUUGUUCAAAAUCGAACAACAAAUGAGUUUAGCUCAACGGAAAUUAAGUUUAUUAAUAAUAAUAGUGUUCUAGAUUUGAAUUAUCCAACCUACCACUUAUAUUCCUAUACACAAAUGACAGUAGGAUAAUCAUUUUUUCAAAUUUAAGGGGUGUCUCUCACUAUCAAUUUUUUUUUGUCCAUACGUAAAUUACCACUGGGGUUGGAUAAUCGUUUUCCCAAAAUUUUGACACCCCUAAACCUCUCUGGGUCCGCCCCUGACCGAAGUAGUCAUCAUAUAUAUAUGAUUUUAUGUAUAAUAAUAUUGAAUGAACAAUAAAAUAAAAAAAAUUGUAGAGAAGGGAUGGUAUUGCAAAAUUUGACUGCAUGAACAUGAAACGAUUAUGUGUUUUGAUAUUUGAAAAUGAAAAUGGGAUGAUUUAGGAAACCCCAAAUCCUCCCUUUGCGGUCCCUGAUCUAAUAUGAAAAUGGGGAGUAAAAAUACAUGGAAGUAGAAGCCGAGGUUAAUUGUUCCCCUUCCCCGUUCCCACAUCUCUUACCUCAUCACUCUCCUCGACUCUCUACAGUUUUUCCCCCCUCCGCUCUUCACAUUGUUUUCAGUGUGUAUAUCUAGCUUUAUUUUCUCUUCCCAUUUCCCUCUUUCUGCCUUCUUAAUUCUUCACCUGAAAUUUCUACCCUUUCCACCUUAACGCCGACUCCUGUGUGGUCUUGGAUCAUGUCGACCCGCCGACCGGUCACUGCUGCAACAAUGUGAAGCCUUUUUUUUUUUCCUGGAAUCCCAACCAUACAAUAACUUUCUCACAGGUUGGUAUCUUUGUGUACUUCGGUGUAAAUUCCCUUGUAAAUCGUAAUGUGUCGAGUUUGUUUUGCUGUUUCAGUGUUCGGAUUGGAUUAUUCAUGUUAAUUAGAUGAUAAAAGCAAUAUAAUUUCAUGUUUAGGAGCAGCAGGUGGGACAUUGAGAUUUGUGUGUGGGAGCUCUGGUGUAGUAGUUAGUGCAUGGAGGAUGCUAAAACCCCCUGAUAAAACCCUAGAGGCCGAGAACCCAGAUGGUAAAACCAUAAAAAGCUGGAAACUUUGUGGCCAUGGAGUUGUUGGGUCAAGCUACUGGUUCUUGUCCUGAGAAAUGCGGUGCUGUGGAGUCUCAGUCUGAGGCGCUGCCAGAAGGACAUGGUAAAAAAAUAAUUGCGGGAAACGGUGUUUGUGAAGGAGAGAAAUGUGCAAGUGGUGAUUUGACUUCCGUGAUUGUUUCCCAAGUGGUUAAUGGUGGUCAUGCUCUUGAAGUUGAUAAGGUCUCAUCUUUAAGAGAUUGCGCUGAUGGGGAAUUUCGAAGAGAGGAGCAUUCGAGUGGAAGAGUUUUGGCCAAUGACGGAGUGAGUACAGGUAGGAAUGUAAAUGUUUCAGGCGAUGACAUGUCACUGUAUGUGGAGCUUCCUGGUCCUCUUCAUCAAACUGGUUAUUCCGAGGAUAUGGAUUGUGUUGGUUUGACCAAGGAUGGUGCAAGGAAAGAGUUUGAAGAAGAGCCGAUUAAGCGGUUCUGUGUAGGGGAUGUAGUUUGGGUUAGAAUGAAAAACCAGUCUUGGAGGCCAGGAAAGAUUUGUGGUGAUUCUAAUGCAAUGAUUUGUUCUAAAGAAGGUUACCGGAUCAACUGCCAUGUAGUUCAAUAUUUCGGUGCUAGCCAUUUCACCUGGUGCCCACCAUAUAACCUAAGGCAUUUCCAUGACAGUUUUGAUCAACUUGUAGGGGGAAACAAGGGUAGAAACUUCACUGGAGCUGUAGAGAAGGCCAUGGAUGAGUUUAUGAGAUGUUUGAAGUCGGAGAUCAAUUGUUCUUGCAUGGUCAAACAAGGUGGUAGUAGUGACAAGGAAGGCAAAUAUUUACAAGAGUUCAGAUUUGGUAAAUCAGUGACAAAGUUUGAGCCAAUGGAAUUUCUUUCUCGGAUCAAACAACUUGCAGUGGCAGUUAGCAAACCUCCUAUGCUUGAUUUCGCAGUUGCUAAGAUUCAGGUGGAAGCAUUCUCUUGUUUCAGAGGACACUUGCAGUUGCACAUUGAUGAACUGUGGGAGCAGAGUCCAAAGAAGAGAAAUGGUGGCAAGAAUGGGUCAAUGACAACAAAAAUCAACAGCAAUGCUCUAGUUGGAGAUAAAAACUCAACUCCGGUUGAAGGGACAGGUGCCUGUCAUAAGGAAACUUUGGGACAGAAUGACCUGGAAUCAAGAUCAAGGAAAAGAAAACGUAAACAGUUCUUUGAAAUCAACUUCAGAAGAGAAGAUCUAGAUCUUGGUGAAGAUUUGUUGACCACACCUUCAGCAAAGGAGACUGGAAACUUGGGUUCUCCAUUGAAAACGAAUAAUCAGAGCUUUGACUUGAGGGAAAGGAAGAGGAGCAAGUAUUUAUCAUAUCCGUAUGUCAGCCUGGAACUUAAAAACAACAGGCCAGAUGAAAAGGAAAAAUCCAGCGGUCUAGAAAUGGAAGUUCUGGGAGGUGUUUCAAGUGAGGAUGUUGUUGGGCUAAGUGGAGCUUCUUCUAUAUCUUAUGACAAAAGAUUCCGAAACUGGUGGUUCAAGAAUUUCAUCAGUGACACAAGUAUAUCAAGCAACCCGGAGUUUCUGGGAGCAUCGGUCUCAGGUUUGUUGUCUGAGCUGUCUAGCGCUUCUGUAGAUUGUUCAUAUCAAAGCAAGAGCAAGAACUUUGCCCUAGUAGAGUGGUUCUUCUCGAGGUUCAGAAUAUCAGCGUUUCAUGACGAGUCCAUUUAUGAGAGGCAUUGCAAGAACACCAUUUGGGGUAAUGCUGCUGAGAUUCAGACACCCCUUGGUAAGGUUGCUGAAGAGAUUAGUCAGACUUUGCCACCUAAGCAGAAGGUAUGGAAGAACAUGAAUAAAUCUGGAAAUUCAGUUAUUAGUAAUGUCGAAAAUGCUACAAAUGGCACGGCAGCAACCAAUAACUGUGGCAUAGGCAUUCUUCCGUCGUCAGAUAAAGGACCUGUAUACAAUAAUGGAAGGGAGGAGCAAGGAACAUUUGUGGCAAGCCAGAAGAUUGACCAAAUUGCCAACAUACCUGACCUAAACAGCUGCGUGGGUGGUGUACCAAAUUUGUUGUCUUUAAGUCCACAGGCCGUGACAAAGAUACAGGAGAAAGCUACAUUGCCAGUUGUGAAUGAAAAUGUUUCAGAACCUGUAACAUUGUCGGAAUGUUUACACGGUAAAGGACCAUUUUCUACAAAUCAUCUUCCUGUUGAAGGUAAUCUGACAUGUUCCACUUUUAGCAUUUCGGAUACAGACGGUAAGUUAAUAAGUUCCGGGCCAUCCACAAGGGAUCCGCCACUCAUUAGUGGUGAUACUAUCAAAACAGAAGGUAAGCCUGUACCCGAGGAAAGAAAGAGGAAGGAGAACCCAGUCUUGGAACAGGUUAUUUCUGCUGCUACUGGAAUUCCUGAUUUAAAUGGGGGACUUAAUGCUGAAAUUGGGACAUUCACAAAUCUUGGGGUGAAGAGGGGAAGAGGAAGAGGAGGUAAUCCAGGGAGACCAACAAAGAAAUAUGCCCCCAGUGAACAAUUAGUUAAAUACAGCAGGAAAUGGUUUAAUGGAGAACCUCCAAAAGAGCCAGAAUCACAGCCUCUGCAAAACCCUGGUGCCCCACCACAUGUAUUCUUUACAAAGGCUGCUUAUGGUGACAAGUCAUACAGAAGCUUAGAGAAGGGUGAUAAUCCUUUCAGCAGAACCCCUGUGAGUUGCCGGCUUCUUCCUGUUGCAGCUUCACCAACAUCUCCUUCCAAGGGAGAGUUGAACACCACGGAAAUGCCAGCAGCACCUAAAGCGGUGAUAGCACCUCCCAUCGAUGCCAUAAGGCAAAAUCUGGAGAUGAUGACAUCAAUGCUGCAGAAAUCGGGAGAUGGUCUUUCCCCUGAGAUGAGGAGGAAGUUGGAGAGUGAGAUAAACUCACUUAUGAAGAAAGUCAGCUCCAUGUCCAAAUCUUCCUCUUAAACGACAUUGAUGUAGAAAGGCAAUCAAACCGAUUAUGUAUG